Messenger RNA from Meriones unguiculatus (Mongolian gerbil), 3065 nucleotides. RefSeq names its product integrator complex subunit 13 (gene Ints13). Lineage: Eukaryota; Metazoa; Chordata; Mammalia; Rodentia; Muridae. The record is from RefSeq and is a predicted model, not a curated record. Gene Ontology annotation, cellular component: integrator complex. The transcript has 19 exons. Bases 517 to 2757 code for a protein of 746 amino acids. Gene Ontology annotation, biological process: regulation of mitotic cell cycle; centrosome localization.
CUGGAAGGCGGAGGAGGGGAGGUUGCGUGCGCUGGCUCUGCAGAGCCGAGGCGGGUGAGCCGGGCCGCGGCGAGUGCUCCGCUCCGGGACUCUCAGGUUCUUCCCAGUGGUUGGUUGGGAACAAUCGUUGACGGCAUCUUUUUCUUCCCCCCCACUUGCUCCGCCCUCUUCCGGUUCGGCCUCCGGUGUGCUUCCCUCAUAGGGGAAGGGAAGAUGGCGGGGCUGAGCGAGAGCGCCGUGCGCACGCGCGAGCCCGAGGGCGCCCCGGUGCGCGCCCGCGCAUGCGCCCGCUCCAGCGCUUAGGAAGCCGGUGUGUUGGGAGAUGAGCGGGGCGGUCACGGUCCUCUGCGAGUGCUACCGGACUCCGACCGUGCGCCGGCUGCCCACCCCCAUCAGCGGCCUCCCGUUCGUUCGCCGCAGGACCGGGCACGAAAGUAAGCGAACCCGGAUGCCGAGGGCUUCCCCGUCCGCCCGCCCUGCACACCGCCCCCCGCCCUGCAGCCAGGUUAAAACAAGAUGAAGAUUUUUUCGGAAUCUCAUAAAACAGUGUUUGUUGUGGACCACUGCCCUUACAUGGCAGAAUCCUGCAGGCAGCAUGUGGAGUUUGAUAUGCUGGUGAAGAAUAGGACCCAAGGAAUCAUCCCUUUGGCUCCCAUCUCUAAGUCCUUGUGGACGUGCUCAGUAGAGUCUUCUAUGGAAUACUGUCGAAUAAUGUAUGACAUAUUUCCUUUCAAAAAGCUGGUGAAUUUCAUUGUGAGUGACUCAGGAGCACACGUUUUAAAUUCUUGGACUCAAGAAGACCAAAACUUACAGGAGCUGAUGGCAGCCCUCGCUGCUGUGGGGCCCCCUAACCCCCGGGCGGACCCCGAGUGCUGCAGCAUUCUGCAUGGGCUUGUGGCAGCAGUGGAGACCCUGUGCAAAAUCACUGAGUAUCAGCAUGAGGCACGCACACUACUCAUGGAGAAUGCAGAGCGAGUUGGGAACCGAGGACGGAUAAUCUGCAUCACAAAUGCAAAAAGUGAUAGUCAUGUACGGAUGCUCGAAGACUGUGUCCAGGAAACAAUUCACGAGCACAACAAGCUUGCUGCAAACUCAGAUCAUCUCAUGCAGAUUCAGAAAUGUGAGUUGGUCUUGAUUCACACCUACCCAGUUGGUGAAGAUAGCCUUGUGUCUGACCGUCCUAAAAAAGAAUUGUCCCCGGUUUUGACCAGUGAAGUCCACAGUGUCCGAGCUGGGCGGCAUCUUGCUACCAAGUUGAAUGUUCUAGUACAGCAACAUUUUGACUUGGCUUCAACAACCAUCACAAACAUUCCUAUGAAGCCCACAGUCAGUGUCUUUGAACAGGAAGAGCAGCACGCCAACACCUCCGCCAACUAUGACGUGGAGCUGCUUCAUCACAAAGACGCACAUGUAGAUUUCCUGAGAAGUGGUGAUUCCCACUCCGGCAGCAGCAGUAGAGAAGGCCCGUUUAAAGAGACAGUAACCCUGAAGUGGUGCACACCCAGGACCAACAGCAUUGUGUUUUCUUGUAUUUCAGAAUUGCACUAUUGCACUGGGGCUUACCGAAUUUCACCUGUAGAUGUAAAUAGCAGACCUUCUUCCUGCCUCACUAAUUUUCUCCUCAAUGGUCGGUCUGUGUUGUUGGAACAGCCACGAAAGUCAGGUUCCAAAGUCAUCAGUCACAUGCUUAGCAGCCACGGAGGAGAGAUCUUUUUGCAUGUUCUUAGCAGUUCUCGGUCCAUUCUAGAAGAUCCACCUUCAAUUAGUGAGGGCUGUGGAGGAAGAGUUACAGAUUACCGGAUUACAGAUUUUGGUGAAUUUAUGAGGGAAAACAGGUUAACUCCUUUUCUAGACCCCAGAUAUAAAAUGGAUGCGAGUCUAGAGAUCCCAUUGGAGCGUGCAAAGGACCAGUUAGAAAAGCACACCCGCUACUGGCCCAUGAUUAUCUCACAAACCACCAUUUUCAACAUGCAAGCGGUAGUUCCAUUAGCCAGUGUUAUUGUGAAAGAGGCUUUGACAGAAGAGGAUGUGUUAAACUGUCAAAAAACUAUAUACAACUUAGUUGAUAUGGAAAGAAAAAAUGAUCCUCUUCCUAUUUCUACAGUUGGUACCAGAGGAAAGGGCCCUAAAAGGGAUGAGCAGUACCGUAUCAUGUGGAACGAGCUGGAGACUCUUGUCAGAGCCCACAUCAGCAACUCCGAGAAGCACCAGAGAGUCCUCGAGUGUCUGAUGGCGUGUCGCAGCAAGCCCCCGGAGGAAGAGGAGCGGAAGAAGCGAGGGAGGAAGAGGGAGGACAGGGAGGACAAGGCAGAGCAAGCAGUGAAGGAGCACGGGCCAGAAAAGCCCCGGCCAGACUCCGACAGAUUGAAAGGGAUUUUAGAACGAGGGAAAGAAGAGUUGGCUGAAGCAGAGGUCAUAAAGGACUCACCUGACUCCCCAGAACCUCCAAACAAAAAGCCCCUUGUUGAAAUGGACGAGACACCACACAUGGAAAAGUCUAAAGGGCCCGUGUCCUUAUUAUCCUUGUGGAGUAAUAGAAUCAACACUGCCAAUUCCAGAAAGCACCAGGAGUUUGCUGGGCGUUUGAACUCUGUCAAUAACAGAGCUGAGCUAUAUCAACACCUUAAGGAGGAAAAUGGUGAGGAGCUUGGACUGACUGGAGGACCCCGAACUUCCAUCCCUUUCUUAAAGUGCUCACAUUCUCCUGUUGUGAAUAGGAUGGAGACAACAGAAAAUGGAAAAGCCAGCCGCCAGUGAAGACUGACUUGAGAAACUAAACUGGAGUAUAUUGCAGAAAUAUUUUGGGCAGAAUUUGAUAUAAGUACUUUUACAGCAAGAUUGUAUAGCUAUGUUGCCUGGACCGGUUUUUACAUUUUUAAAGAAUUUCAACAAAUUAUCUUUUUUGUACUAAUUCUAAGAUUGGCAGAGUCAAAAUAUAUACAUUUGAGAUUUCUCCUCCCAAAUCACACAGUUUAUUUUAUGGUAAAAGGUGUUCCCUCUGGAAAUGUUUUUUAAAUAAUUCUUAGGCUUCUCUUUGUCAAAUAAAACUAUUAAAAUACAUGAAA